UCAUUCAUCUAACAUGGCGGUUUUAAAUUUUCUCUAAGAACAGUGAACAAUUUGUUGUUGCAAUUUUUUUAUGUAGGUAUUUUAUAAUAAGCCUAUAAUUUUGUUAACAUUUCAUUAUACAUUAUUGUUUUUAAUCGUAUAUUGUUAAGUUUGUAACUGUGAAUCAUAACAACGCUGUUAAUAUUCGAAAUCAAGUAAAAUGAGUUCUACAUCUACUGCACUAUUCGCUUGUUCCCGUUGUUUCUCGAGGCAUCCUUUCGAAGAAUUGUCGCCUGGUGAACAACUGUGCAAGGAAUGCCGCGGCUCGUUCCCUGUGGUGAAGUGCACAUAUUGUCGCUCGGAGUUUCAACAAACAAGUAAAUCUAAUACAUCUUCAAUAUGUAAGAAAUGUGAGGCUAACGUUAAGGCCUAUGGCAAACCAACAGCAUGUGAAUAUUGCAACAUUAUCGCUGCAUUCAUUGGAAACAAAUGUCAACGCUGUGCAAAUUCUGAGCGCAAGUAUGGCCCUGCAGUUACUUGUGAACAGUGCAAGCAAAGAUGUGCAUUUGACAGGCAUGAUGACAGUAAAAAGGUGGAUGGAAAGCUACUUUGUUGGCUCUGCACCCAAUCACUGAAGAGGGCUUUGGCCAGAACAAAACAGCACUUGUCUUCAGUGGAUAAACACAAACACAGGGCACACAAAUCAAAAAGCAGUCACAAGGACAAACGCAAGUCUGACAUGAUCAAAGCAAAUGCCAAUGAUUCCUCACUUAAUGAUGCUCCAUUAGAAAAGAAAUCUAAACUAAACCCCUUACAAGGUUUGUUCUCAGGAGAAUUAGACCCCAAUAGUUCUGAUCAUGUGGUUGCUAUGACACAACUGAAGGAGACCAUCGCCAGCUUACAGAAGAAAGUACAGCAGAAGGACAUGGAGUUACUCUCAAAGGAUAAAUUGAUAACCGAGCUGAAAGCGCAGCACCACAACGACACGACGGACCUGCGCAACGAAAUGAAAAACAAGGAGCGUUUGAACGAGACGCGCUUCAAUCUGAUGAACACGAAGAUACAGAACCUGCUGAAGGAAGUGGCGACGCUCAGCAAGUCGGCGAAAAAGAACAACAAGAACACUAAAUCGGCGCUCGUGAACGCCGAGAACAGCGGCAGCGGCACGGACAGCCCCAGCACCAACUAGACCAGAUCUUCAUAAUUUAUUCGUUUUUAGCCAUAAUUUUGGAAAGUUUUUUCCUCUUAUUUUUUUACCCUACAAAUGGUUUCAUUUGUAGCCUUUAUACAGUUAAGCGGAACUAGGUAUCAAUUUUAACUCGUAUUUAGCGUAAGUGCGUGGGAGGAUGUUUUGUGUUUGACGACGAACGUUCUAGAAGUAAGUGGAAACUGAUGCGGGUCGAAAGCGUGUGCGUUUGAAAGGACAGCGUGUAGGUACAACCAAAAUUCUAAUUUUUGUAUAUUUUUUUACGCAUUUUUUUUAUAACGUAGGAAACGAAAUUGUAGUUGAAUAUUAGAAUUAAUGUGAUUCAAUAAUUUAUUUCUUGUUAUUUUGUAACGAUUAUGAUGGAUGAAUGUAGUGUUAUUGAAUUAAAUCUACGAAGAUAAUAAAGCGAUCAUAUCAUUUUUCCGUUUAGUUGUCGCUGUUAAGUGUAGUCUCAAUGAUGACGUUGUAACCUUUAUUCGAAAUAAUAUACACAAUUGUACAAUAGUAGUUUAACGGGGAAAUAAUACCAAAAAUAUAGUAGUGUUGUAACCUCUUUAUUGUCUUACUUUCGUAUGAAACGAUUUCAUUCACAAAGAGUUAAUGUAGAUAAUUGACAUUUACAUUUUAUGAAACAAAGUAAAAUAUUAAUUUCUCAAACUAUUAAUCAUGAAUUUUUCGACUAAAAUAGAAAAGUGAGGUAUAUUAGUCGAAUUUACCUUUGACAUUAAUAAAAUAUUAUUAUUUGCAUUAUAAUAAAAGGACAUUACUUGAAUCGUAGAAUAUUCGCACUGUGGAUUAGCUAAUAGUCAUUGUCUUUGCGGCCUCGCUCUAAUAUAUUAUGUGAAUCGAUGUAAUUAUUAAAUCAACAUCCCUUAUUCCAUUGUCUCGUGAUAAUUAUGCAAUUAGAACAAUAUAAUGUAAAUCAAAAUAAAUGUUUAAAAAUAAA
Zerene cesonia (dogface butterfly) is the source of this 2132-nucleotide messenger RNA. RefSeq names its product protein FAM76A. The transcript is spliced from 8 exons. The record is from RefSeq and is a predicted model, not a curated record. Lineage: Eukaryota; Metazoa; Arthropoda; Insecta; Lepidoptera; Pieridae. Bases 200 to 1168 code for a protein of 322 amino acids.